Caenorhabditis elegans is the source of this 1149-nucleotide messenger RNA. RefSeq names its product Stomatin-like protein stl-1 (gene stl-1). Lineage: Eukaryota; Metazoa; Nematoda; Chromadorea; Rhabditida; Rhabditidae. Gene Ontology annotation, cellular component: membrane; mitochondrion. The record is from RefSeq and is marked reviewed. The transcript is spliced from 5 exons. The coding region runs from base 4 to 978 and encodes 324 amino acids.
AAAAUGGCGCUAACUAAUCGACUUUUAAUGAAUUCGUCAGCUCUUCUAAGAAGUUCAACGCUCCCAUUAGCUGUGACAUCAUCACGACAGGCCCAUGCUGCACAUAAUACUGUCAUCAAUUUUGUUCCACAGCAAGAAGCGUGGGUUGUAGAAAGAAUGGGAAAGUUCUACAAGAUUCUUGAACCGGGACUCAACUUCUUAUUGCCUAUCAUUGAUAAAAUCAAAUUCGUUCAAAAUCUUCGUGAAAUUGCAAUUGAGAUUCCUGAGCAAGGAGCCAUUACAAUUGACAAUGUACAACUCAGGCUCGACGGAGUUCUUUAUUUGCGUGUUUUCGAUCCCUACAAGGCAUCGUACGGAGUCGAUGACCCAGAAUUCGCAGUAACUCAAUUAGCGCAGACAACGAUGAGAAGUGAAGUUGGAAAAAUCAAUUUGGAUACAGUAUUCAAGGAGAGGGAAUUGCUCAAUGAAAAUAUUGUAUUUGCAAUCAACAAAGCAUCAGCACCUUGGGGAAUUCAAUGUAUGCGAUACGAAAUCAGAGAUAUGCAGAUGCCAUCAAAAAUUCAAGAAGCUAUGCAAAUGCAAGUUGAAGCUGAGAGAAAGAAAAGAGCCGCGAUUUUGGAAUCAGAAGGAAUCAGAGAAGCUGCCAUUAAUAGGGCCGAAGGAGACAAGAAAUCAGCUAUUUUGGCGUCUGAGGCUGUUCAAGCCGAACGUAUCAAUGUAGCAAAGGGAGAAGCAGAAGCAGUAAUCCUUAAAGCCGAAUCUCGUGCCAAAGCUAUUGAACGUAUUGCAUUGGCUCUUGAGAAAGAUGGAGGUGCAAAUGCUGCUGGAUUGACCGUUGCAGAGCAAUAUGUUGGAGCUUUUGGAAAUCUUGCCAAGGAAUCAAAUACUGUUGUUCUUCCGGCAAAUCUCAGUGAUCCAGGAAGUAUGGUUUCUCAAGCACUUGCUGUUUACGACUCAUUGAGCAAUAAGAAAAAGUGAAAAUGUUUUGUUUGAGUUUAUGUGCAAGCGUAGUUUCCGUUUCUCCAUUUUCAUAUUUCCCUGUUUCUAAAUUUUGGUUUACUGGUAUUUGAAUGUAAUUUUACAUCAUCUUUUCAAAAAUCUCUUGAUUGUUCGUUAUUCUAAAUUUUCAGCAGAUGAAUUAGUUGAAUU